Molecule: messenger RNA, 626 nt
Organism: Uloborus diversus
Lineage: Eukaryota; Metazoa; Arthropoda; Arachnida; Araneae; Uloboridae
Exons: 2
Coding region: 73-519 (148 amino acids)
Source: RefSeq, a predicted model, not a curated record
CUGUUGUUUACAUUUUUGUUUUCUUUCUGAUGGAGAUUCUCUCUCGAGAUUUUACUGUUACAUAAUUUCAAGAUGUCUUACCGAUCUAUUUUGGUUGCUUCAAAUCUGUUCAGAUCUCCUCUUCGAAGUGCUCUACGAAUUUCUUGUGCAAGACACAAAAAUAGUGAAGCAACUGAGCAGAGUUCGGAACCUAUUAAAUUUUCCACCAGCAAAGCUGCCGCGUGGAAAGCUACUUAUUCCACCAGUGGCGAAGACUAUUUUAAGGCCCCCAGAAUUCAGUCCCCUGUCGUUGUUUUCAGUUUGACAGCUUUCAUGAUUUACUUUUGCGUAUUAAGGGAAGAAAACGAUCUUGAUGAUUGGCUGAGGGAAUUGGAGACUACAGUUCCUAUUCAAGUUGAAGAGGCACAGCUGCGAGUGGAAAUUGAGCAAGAUAAAGGAAGGAGAAUGGAUACAAGUGCAAAAGAAGCAAGAUUAGAAGAACUCAUUAAGAAAAGAGCACGAAUAGUGUCUCAGACUUAAAUGUCUUUUCUUUCCAACACUUGUAAAUUAUUUAAGAUUUUAUUGUAGACUACCGUUAUAUCUCACCUAUGUUCUGUACAGUUGAUGGAAGUAGUAAAAAAUUCUUA